This is a messenger RNA of Vanrija pseudolonga, 3503 nucleotides long. RefSeq names its product putative RNA-binding protein (gene SPBP16F5.06). Gene Ontology annotation, molecular function: RNA binding. The record is from RefSeq and is a predicted model, not a curated record. Bases 54 to 3503 code for a protein of 1149 amino acids. The transcript has 5 exons. Lineage: Eukaryota; Fungi; Basidiomycota; Tremellomycetes; Trichosporonales; Trichosporonaceae.
UCUCGCUGCAAUUACUUGCUCUGCUCAUCGCACGCACACAAGCUCACGACGACAUGAGCGCAGACGCGGUGACCCGCCGCCUGCACAUCGGCGGCCUCACGCCGUCCAUCACGCCCGACCACCUGCGAGACCGCUUCAAGUCGUUCGGCACGGUGACUGACGUCGAGCAGCUCGGCCUCGAUGCUCUUGGCCAACCCCGCCCAUUUGCGUUCCUCACUAUCCAGACGACGCCCGCCCAGCUCCGGAAAUGUCUGAACAUCAUGUCGGGAGCCACCUGGCGCGGCACGCAGUUGCGCCUUGCCGAGGCCAAGCCCAAGUGGGAUGCCAAGCUCGCAGCUGAGCGCAAGCCCAACCCCGAACUCGAGGCGAAGCGCCGCGCCAACCGCCUCCGCCGCUCCAUCGCAGUCGUUGGCGGCAAGCAGGCGCAGGACAUGCGCCUCGUCGCUGAGUCGUCCAAGACCAAGUCGCAGUUCUGGGUCACCGACAGCGCGGGGCACCUGGUCCGCCCUAUUGCCACGCGGCCAUCGCACCCCCUCCCGCUCGUCCCAGGCUCAAAGGCGCGCGACGUGAGGAUUGGGCCUUCGCGCGCGCCGAGGCGUGUCAUCGACCCGCGGCGAUGGGGGCCUUCGCAUAUCUCUGGCGCCGAGCUGGAUGGCGAGGUUGUUCCUGGCGCGCUGGCGGCCGAAUGGGAGUUUGAGGAGGCCGACGACAUCGAGGCCGACGAGGAGGGCCGCGUACUCCUCGGCUCUUGGAGGAGCGGGGAGGACAUCCUCGAUGUCCGCGUCAAGCGACCCCGUGACGACGAUGAGGUGUGGACCGAGGACGAAGACGACGGAGAGCUCUUUCCCCUCCGUGAGGAGUUUGACCGAGACGACAGCCCCCUGUUCCCUAGCCAUCAAGAGCGGGAAGACUCGCCCCUCUUUCCUCAGCGAGCCGAGGGAUCGCAGUCGCCAUUGUUCCCUGCGCGCGAGCGUUCCAGCUCCCCUCUGUUCCCGAGCCGCAAUGCCGCGGAGGACAAGGAAGAGGAAGAAUCCGAGGUGGCUGCUGCGUCUUCGCCCCUCUUCCCACCUCGCACCGAGGGUGACGACGACGUGGCCUCGGCCUCGACCUCCUCGCGCUCAUCUCGCUCGACCACCCCCUCGCUCUCUCCUCUGCGUGCAGCUGAGGAAGUCGUGCUCGAAGCUCGCGCCAGGGUAGAGGAAGCCGACGAAGAAGCUCGCGCCUCACGGUCCCCCACACCGCCACUCUCGCCCCUCCGCGCGGCCGAGGAAGUGGUCUUGGAAGCACGCGACCGCGCCCAGCCCCCGGCAGUCAUCGUCCCGGACCAGGUCCGUGCCGCGGCAGCUGCGGAGCGCCAAGGUGCCCUCUCAGUGCUCACUUCCCUGGUGGGCAACGCGGAGGAGCCCUCUGCGCGUGGGAAGAACGAGUGGGCCGGGUACGCGGAAUCCGACUCUGACGACGGCGACUACUCGAUGAUGAAGAAGCGCGACUACGAGGACGACGACGACGAGCCGCUUGAGGUCGCGCGUGCGGCUGGCGCACCGUCGCCAGAGACACCAGCCUUUGCGCGGUUCACCGACGGUCCUGGGUUCGACAUGGAGGUUGAUGGUGUUGAGGAGGCACCCGUGGCCUCUGUCGACCUCGCCCCCGUUCAGGACGAGGACGAGGACGAAGACGAGGACGAAGAGUCGAGCUCGAGUGAGAGCUCAGAGUCAGAUUCAUCGUCCGACUCGAGCUCGGAGAGCGGAAGCGGUUCGAGCAGCGAGGACAAUAGCAAGGAUGACAAGGAGGACGAGAGCGGCUCUUCGAGCUCCUCAAGCUCGGACUCGUCAAGUUCGGAUUCGUCAUCAUCAGAGUCUAGCGACGAGUCGUCAGAGUCCGAGUCGGACGCGGAUGAAGACGCGGACGACAAGAAGGACGGCGGCAACGAGGACAAGAAGGGUGACGAGGGCAAAGACGACAAGAAGGAGGAGAAGAAGGACGAGGAGAGCUCGAGUGACGACGACGACGACAGCUCGGACUCGUCGGAUGACGACUCUGACUCUGACUCGGACUCGGGCUCAGACUCAAGCUCCGACUCCGACUCUAGCUCCGACUCCUCGGACGACUCUUCAGAUGAAUCAGACUCUGAGGACGAGUCCGCGGCCCCAGCCCAAACAUCCACCCUCAAGAGCAUGUUCGCGCCUGCAGCCAAGGCGUCGUCCUUCUCUCUCCUCGGCGCGCUGGGCGCUGACAUCGACAUCGACGAGACCGUCGAGGUGCAGCAGCACCGGUCGACCCAAGCCAACGAGCUCGAGUUCCUGAUUACGGCGCCAAAGUCGACGUUUGACGCCGACCCCGAAAUCCCCCUCUUCUUCCCUGUGACUGGGCGGCAUGCGCCAGCGAGGAAGGGCGAGGCGAGGAGUGUGUUGGAUCCCGAGCCGGAGCCGGAGGAGGGCGAGGAGGAGGAGGAGAAAGAGGAGGAGGGAUACGGAGGGUACGGCGGUGGCUACGGCGGAGGCUACGGCCGCGCUGCGCCCCCCACCUCGGCCCCCGCACCAGCCAAGAAGGCCACCAAGCGCGGGUUCUGGGCGGGCGAGACGGAUGCGGACAUGAAGAAGCGGUGGGAGGCGCGCCGGCUCGAGCUCACGCGCGGAUGGAAGCGGAAGCACCCGGAUCAGCUCGUCUCGUUCGAAAUCACCCACCGCCAUGACCUUCCUCUCGCCGCACCUCGACUUCCCGGCCUCAACAAAGCACGACGCGCCAGGCGCCCUCCCGCCGGCGGGCGCGCACCUAGUGAUAACGGACACGCUGACCGCGCCGGCGACGUUCGCGCUGCACCACCUCGCGAUCGCGGCGGCUGCGUCCAAAGUGCCGGUACGUCGCGCUUCUCCCCUCCCUCUGAAGCUCACGCCACGCAGGUCGUCUGGGUCGACCUGAGGAACGAGGGGAAGGCCUCAUGGGACGCCGUGGCGCGCAAGCUUGGCGGCGCUGGGGGAAUCACGCACAUCCAGCCCUCGCCGCUGCCGCCCCCGCUCGGCGCGCCGUCCCUCUUGCCUGCCGGUCCCUCCCUGCGGCCGACGUACGAUGCCAUCUCUGCCGCGCUCACCGCCGGUGCUGGAACACUGGUGCUCCUCGACGGGCUGAGUAACCUCCUCUAUGCGGGCUUCGCGCCGUCCGACGUCGGCCGGUUCGUGCGCGCCGUCGCGGGCCUCACGAGGUCCCACGACUCCGUCCUCGUCAGCACCCUGCAUGCAGACCACCUCCCGCGCACCGAGUCCGAGGCGCUCGGGACCGGCGCGAACGCCGAGCUGCUGGAGCGGCUGCUCGCCCUCGCGGACGCGUGGUGGCGUGUCGCUGGCCUCGCGUCUGGACGCUCGGGCGACGUGAGCGGCGAGAUUAGCGCGCAUGAUCUCUCUGGACGGGGCUGGGCUGGCGUGCCCCGCGCGAGGCCGCUGCAGUACCGUCUUGAGGCGGGCGGCGUCAAGGUGUUUGCAAAGGGCACGGGGCGGGGUUUCUUGUAG